AUGAGUCGACAGCAGCAGGAGUCGCAGGGAGUGGUUUUAACGGGUUACCACAGCAACGCCGAGCUGUUGCCGAAAACUGGACCGUGCGUCUCGAGCUGUCCGUCAGCACAGGGGCACGAGCCCAACCUGCACAGGUGGGACACAUCAGUGUUGUUAUCGCUUUAAAUGUGGGCGGCAGGUUUGUGUUUAUGUGAGUGUGAGUGAGCAAAGGUCGCUGCUCUGGAUGUGUUGUUCCUCAGUCUUUUCGGCUUGGAGCAUGUUGGUGCAGAAAACUUGAAUUAAAGUAACCUCCUUUAUCAUGCUGACUGCAUCCUUUCACAGAUAAAGUACAUAGUAGUUUACUCACUUCAAAGCAGAACCUGGGUAGCUACACCUAAGCAGGCUCUUUUCAUGUUGGGGCCAUCUCCACCCUUGGCCUUGGGUUAUGUUUUUUCCUUUUUCGUGCCUUUCUUAUCAGCAGGUUCACCUUGACUUUGUUACACUAGCUCAGACUUGAUCAUGUUUACUUAGACUCCACUGUAGCUCUGAGAAACCAUACAUUUCCUCAAUAACAUUAGGCUGAUUGUGUCCUUAUGGGGCAAUGAUUGCUGUAUUGAUAUUUUUAAGAAAAUAUUUCAUGGUUAAGUUUGCUCAGUUUGUGGUUUGAAUGAGUGGAAAUUCAGUGUUUUGGGGAUUAAGACCACGCUUUAGCGCCGAGGAGAUGAUAAAGGGCCUAAUUUCACAUUUGAUAGCAGGAUGAUGCUGACCUCUUAAUUACAGAAGACUAGGGCUGUGUCCGAAAUGAAUCACUCAAUCCCUAACCCCUAACCCCCAUAUGGGAUUUUACUUUAUAGCUGACUAUGUAGUGAACCCAAUCACCAGAGGUUUCGGACACUACAUGGCAUGACGGGAUGCCCACCAUCGGUGAGUGACCAUCGGAUGGUCACUUCAUUUUGCAAUGCUUUAUGGGAAAUUUUGAGUCGCCUAUAUAGGGCACUGGAAUUGAUUACUGAGGUUUCGGACACUCCUCAAAAUGGCGCUAACCCCCAUGUAGUCACCUAUAUAGGGGUUAGGGAUCCAUUUCGGACACAGCCUAGAUCUCCAAAAACAACUUAAUUCAUCUAAAAGGAUAUUCCGGCAUAAAAUUAAUUUAGGGUCGAACACACCGUAACGGUACAAACAAGCGGCUGCUGGAAGAGAGUAGGUGAGUCGUGUUUAGUCUCUUUGCUGAAGAAAUAAGGAAAAGUUAAAAAGAUGUUUGGUGGCUAGUGCUGUGGCUGGGACCCUAUAUGUACUGUUGAUGAAGUUAGGUGCUGUUCUGAGCAUUAUUUGUGACUAUAGAGUGGCGUUUUGGUUGAGGUUUGUGUGUGGCUCCAUAGACUGACGUGUAUUGCCAUCGUGCAGUCGUUACUAUAGUUGUCAACUAGAAAAGCAAGCCGUUGGCAACAUUUAUCUCUUGAGGGCGUCUAACUUUGUGUUGUGGUGUGUUUGACCCUAAAUUAAUUUCACGUCGGAAUAUCCCUUUAAGAAAAAGUCAGAAUUAUAAAUGUUUAAACAUGGUAUGUCCAUAGGAAGUGGGUUUGCCAUUAUGCAAGGAUUCUCACAGUAGGAGCAGUGUCCAAAGCAGGUUCUUCAAAGUUGGCCAAGAGCUGUACCAUAGGUGUGUAAGGUUUUGGGUCACCUAAUGGUCAAAGAUUUUCACUCCAUAUGAAGAGGAAAACAUUGUCAAACUGAAAAAAUCUGAUGGUCAUUUUGAGUCUCCUGAAUGGCUGCAGUUUCUCCUGUCAAAAGUUAUUCUCUGAGAAAUUCUUACAGUGAGGUUGAGGGAAAAGACACAUUUGGAGUCACCGUCGCAGAGGAAACUCUGAGCAGGAACUGCUCUCAGAUGGAAACAGAGUCUUUUAUUUAUAACCAAAGUUCAUUUGUUUAUUCCUUCAGGCCACACUGUCUGAGAAUCCAGUUCAUGUUUAGGUCUACAAACAACCGCUGUCAACAACCAUGGUGUGCUGCGAGUAAAUAAGUCAGAGUGUCCCAGCAUUCAAAUGGACACACCUGCAUCUGUCUCUGAGUGUGUAUACAGUUUAUUUAUGUGCAUGUGUAUGUGUGUGUUCCAGAUGGCUCGUCCAGCUAGCUGCAGAAAAACAGCAUCACAUUACAGCCUGCUUUUGUCUCACCUCCCACAGAAGAGUGUGUGUGUCCUGUCUAGGCUGACAUUAAGGCUUAGUUUGGAGCUCAUUGUUUCCCCUGGUCAGGAAAUGAAAGACAAGGAGACACAGUCAGAAAGACGGACAAAGAGACAGACAGGAAGCUCCUGGACUUUUUCCAGCAACGGACAUCUAAGCUAAGCACCCUCUGGUUAUGUGUCUCCCGGGAGUUUGACAUGAGGAUGUAUUUCAGUUUGAGUUUUGGCGCUCUUAUUUUUGCCUUAAUGGGCGGCAUAUCUCUAUUGUGUUUUCCAUUGUGUUGUAUUUCCACCUUUUUGUAGUGUGACUGAGUGAAAAAGUAGUCAGUGGACACACAUGGUUUGGAUUAAUUCACCCUGUGGUGCAACAGAGAGGCAGCAGAAACACAAUGCCUCACAGGAAAUGACAUCUGCAGAGAGGAAGACGAGCUGUGAAAGGUUACAAGAUGCUAAACCGGCAAGUGAAGAAGGAAAGUCAGGGUAACCACGACUCAGAUUCAGCCUUGCCACGCUUUGAAAAGGACAAUAUCUGGAGAUGCAGAUUCAAGAUAGACUAAAAGCUCAAAGGAACAGAUAAUUUAGUGUAGUGUAGUGUAAUUCGUCAUUGCCAAGACUGGUUACUUUAAGAGGGGAACACAGGCAGCCUCUGUUCUCCACAGAGGGCAGCUGGCACCUGUUAGUAUGAAUAGAAAUACCACUAAUACCAUAUCCUCCUUCCCUCUCUUAUACUGGCAGCAAAACAUCCUCAGCUGUCCAUUGUUGAACAACAACCAUCUCCAUGACUCAUCUAAAAAGUUUUGCACAGUUGGCUCAACUAACCUAUAUACACUUUUUUUCCAUCUGAAAGGAGAAAGUAGGUGAAGGUAUUAGUGGAGGUCCAAAAAUUAAUCAAAUGAUCAUUUUUGUCAUAGAUUUAGCUGCCAAACAGGGUGUGUUAUCAUUAUUUGUUGCACAGCUGAACACAGUGGAAGUCUGUCGAUUCCAUGCAGCAUCUAUAUACAGAAUAAUCUCGUUUUAAUCAAAGACUCGGGUGGACUAAGUCUCCAUCUGCCAAAAGAAAACUAGUUAAUUAAAUGUUUGUUUGAGGACAGAAUGAGCAAAAGGGAAGAGAUGAAAACGGCUGAAUAAGCAAGAGAGAUGAACGACAAGAAAGUGUUGUACAGAAGUUGUAGCGACUGCUUUCCUUCAACAAAAAAGGCAGCUGGGGUUCAAGUUCGCUUGCAUCUGUAACGCGUUUGAAUAAUCAGUCCGGAGGAAAAGAAAACACGUUGUGCCGGGUCUAAAACUGUGCCUUCAAAUGAAAAGGUAAUAUACUGAAAUGAGGUUAAAACAGGAUGAGUCGAACAGUGAAAAACGAUGAAGGAACAUGUCAUGGAUCCAAGCAAACCUAAACCACAGCUGCCUUUUUUUGUUGAAGGAAAGCAGUCGCUACAACUUAGUCAACAGAAAAUUAUCAGAGCUUAUCACGAUCGUUGUCUGGCUACACUGGUGAGAUUUAAAUAACCCGCCAAACAUACCAAAACCACGACCAUUUAGUGGCGAUCCCCGCAAGUGACGUACCAAGAAGAAAUCAAACUCAACAAAUAUAUUUUGGCUUCUACAGAAGUGAUGAUGGCAUGAACUGGCAACUCAGAGGAUAUGGAAUAGUUUUAAAAGCUGACAAAUAACAAAGACUGAAUGACGAGGCAGAAAAACUCAAUGAAAUGCUUCACCGAUUCAUGCAGAUUCACCUUGUUUGACCUCCCCACCAGAAGAAAUGUUAUAUUGUUCAUUUAUAAAUUGGGUAGCCAUGCUUUAAGCAACAAUAACGGGUAAUCCUCAGGUUCUGUCAAAGCGAGACGAGAACCCUCUGAAGGUUUUGGGGUCCUUCUGUCCCUUCCACGUAUCCAACCUGCUGGAACAAUCUCACUUUUUGUCAUCCCAUACUCAGCACCUGAAAGCUUAAAAAGUUUCCUCCUGACUCACUGAGCUCACAGUGCUGCUGUAACUUCUUGUCCGCACCUCUUCUUGCGUUAUCUGCUUACACACACAACUUUACUUUCAGUCCACGGCUCUGAGCCCGUGAUAAAAGGCGAGGAUAAAGGCACACACAGUCGAACAAAAACACAGAGGGGCUGCUUUCCUUUAGCGGUUGUUUGUGCAAAAGAAUGUGUGAAAAUGUUUGUUUUACUCACAAAGGCGGCUCACCUGACUUCAUUGAGAGUGUGUACAAGAGCAAAGCCUCGUGUACUAUUGUGUGUGAAACUUAAAGUAUACUGUUUGCAUUUUUGUGUUGUUUUUUCACCGCUUGUGAGGAUAGAUGGCCCCACUCCAAAUCAUACACACACCUCAACACCUCUGUAUGCUACUGUUUUUGUAAAUCAUCGAAGGAUACAUUUAGUUACUUGUUAUAGAUAAAGAUUGAUUAAUUGACUGGAAGUAUUGGUUAGAUUGUUAAAGGGAUAUUCGAUGUAAAAUUAAUCUAGGGUCAAACACACCGUAAUACUGAGUUAGACAUCUCAAGAGAUAAAUGUUGCUGACCGCUUGCUUCUCUUGUUAUACCAGCUUUAGUAACGACCACAUGAUAGCAAUACAGAGCGGUCUGAGGAGCCAUAAACAAACCUCAACCAAAACACCACUCUAUAGCCACAAAUAAUGCUCAGAACAGCACCUAACUUCAUCAACAGUACAUAUAGGGUCCCAGCCACAGUAUUAGCCACCAAACAUCUUUUUAGAUUUGGCUAAUUUCUUUAGGCAAAGCGAGACCUAGGACUAGUCCAUCAUUGACUGUUGUGGGGUGACGCAGCUCAAGGAAGAACAUUUAUGAUCAUUUCUUCAUGGAAAUGCAAUCAGACCGAGACGCUAAGGCAGAAGAACUACUGCAUCUGCAGUGCAAAAUGAUUAAUAUGAUGAUUAUUACUUCAAGGAAAUGAUAAAGUAAUGAUCAUAAAUGUUCUUCCUUGAGCUGCGUCACCCUGCUGUAGUCUGUAAUGGACUAGUCCGAGGUCUCGCUACAAACAAGCGGCUGAUGGAAGAGAGUAGGUGAGUUGUGUUUAGUCUCUUUGCUAAAUAAAUUAGGCAAAGUUAAAAAGAUGUUUGGUGGCUAGUACUAUGGCUGGGACCCUUUAUGUACUGUUGAUGAAGUUAGGUGCUGUUCUGAGCAUUAUUUGUGGCUAUAGAGUGGCUUUUUGGUUGAGGUUUGCACUUAAAGACAGCUGUGUAUUGCUAUCGUGUGGUUGUUACUAAAGUUGGUAUAGCUAUAGAAGCAAGGGGUCGCCAACACUCAUCUCUUGAGGGGGUGUCCAACUCGAUGUUAUGGUCGGUGCGCUUGACCCUAAACUAAUUUUACGCCGGAAUAUCCCUUUAAUUUGCUGUUUGUGAGAAGUAAGGCAUUCAUAGAAGGACAUAUUUCACCCUGUUGUCAGGUCCUUACAUUGAAAACCCUUAAUUGGCGUGCAAACAAAAGUCAGAAGAUGAUUAACUUUGAUUCAACCUCUGAAGUACCAGGAAUGUUUGCAGUAUGUCUUCACAGCCAUGUAUCAAACAGUUGUUCAGAUAUUUCCGUGUUUACCAAAGUGGCAGCAGAGGUUUAUUUCUCAGAGCCUCUUAACCUCACUGGCGUAGCUAAAAAUAGCACAAAUGUAAGCCAGGGAGGAGCACAUCAAUAAAGGAGAAUCACAUCAGGGAGCCAAGCCAGUAUGUACAGAGACGCUGCAUUGUGAAGAGAUAAUCCGCCUUUCAGUCACUCACAAUGCUGUAAAAAAUUAUUAGUGUGUUAAAAUGUUUGUGUGUGUGUGAGAGUGUGUUUGCUAAUGUGUGAUUUAUGGUUCCUCAGAUUGUUGCUCUGCAUUAAGGUCAAUGAUUAACUCCCACUCUGAGGUCAUCUCUACUUCAGAGGCAAACGCCUUAAGUCUGAGUGAAAACAAGAACAUUUCUGCCAUUCCUCAUCAAUGAAAACAUCCAAACUGCUGAGUCGUGAGUGAAGCCAAGAAGAAAAACGACCCCCCUAGGUUUGCUGUUGGCGAAACAAAAAAGAGACAGACGGUAUGUUUCGGCUUGUGUUAUCACUCAGGGGGUGUUACGAAACCCCCAUGGGUGAAGUAGAAGUGAGAGGAGGAGGAGGGCAGAAAUGAGACUCAAAGAUAAGAAGAGAGAGAGAAGAAGGAUUUUGGUGAGAUACUUGUUCUGGAUCCAGAUCAAAGUGUUGCACCGGUGUUUUAAGUGUGUUCAAAGUGUGUACGUGUGUCAGGAAGUCUGCUGUGGUAUGUGACCUCAACUCAGCAGGAGCCCCUUAGGCUAAUACCCUACUGUUAACUCCAAAUUAAUUAAUUCAGGACAUUAACUCCAUGCUGUUUUUGUCUGACUGCCCGGUGAGCCUCGCAGGCUGUUUUGAUGGCUUAUUAUCCCAAACAAAUCUCUAACUAGAACUCUGUGUUUUACAUUUCUACUUCAAACUACAAAUACUGACCAUAGAGUAUUUCUUAAUUGUUUACGUCUCAGUAUGCUUAAUCUUGUCUUGAACUUGACAGAAACAGCUGACACGUCCACUUUCAGCUGUAGCUGCAGCAUCAGGGAUUUAGUUUCUUCUUAACUGUGCUGCUGAUACAAAUACACAGCCCUGUAUUUUUCCUCACUGUGUGUUUGAAUAGCAGAGACCAGAGCGAUGGUUGCAUGAAGCGCAGAAGCUGCUCUACGGUCAGAUGUACGUGAACAAUGCUGCUCAGUCCUUGAUAACUCUGCAGCCUGAGGUGGAGGAUGAACACAGAGAAUGUGCUGAGUUCGAGUGCCUCUUCCUGUCUGAACAAAGGAAGCAUGUAGUCGGACAUUGUCGACACCAAAAAGGGACUCUUGUUUCCUGAAGAGACUAACCCUGAAACUGUCAUAAGGCCUGAAAGCAUGUCUGAGAUGGAAAAACAACAUAAACAGAGUCAAAAUUCACAUUUCUAGGUGAUGUAGGUUGUGUGUUUGUGCACAAAGCUGACAGUAUUUCAUAUGUAAAUUAACUACCUGUUUUUUUUUUUUUUUUUUUAAGUAAAUGGAAAGUCAGGCCCUGCCUCCCAAAGUCCCUGGGCCAUUACGAAGUACUGAGCGGGGGAUGUCCAAGGGGUUGAACUAAAUUUACAUCCUUGUUCCUGGGAAAGUUCCUGCGAUAAGGGUUAGAGUUAGAAAAGCAGAUUUUGGCUCUUGUGUGUUUUUAAUGUCUAGGAGCAAUAAGGGGGUUUGUUUGUUUGUGUGUUUGUUUUCCUACCACAUCCAUUACCCGGCCUGUCAUUUUCAUCUCUGCCUGUUGACACUGUGGCAAAACAUUCAGUUUUUGUCUCAGUUACUGGCCACAGCAGCCAACAGGAGCAGAGCUGAUAUGUACAUCUGUAAUUUGCUAAACGCUGAUGGUUUAAGUUGUGGCAUUUGUGGGUGAAGAGCUGAACCCUGAGAAUGAGGAGAGCUGAAUGAGACAACAAUACAAACAGAUGUUCCUGCAGAAGUAGUGAUGGGCACGGCAGUUCUUUUAGAUGUACUGAAUCACUAGAAUCAGUUCACUCAAAAGAUUUGUUCACCGAAUCACUGAAUCAUACAGCGCUUGGUGGGAGGAGCCUGCAAGAAUUCGCACUGAACAUGCACCGUUCCUUCAAGAAUCGCUGCAAGGAUAGGAUCAACCAGUCACGCAUUUCUCAAACUGCGGGUUUUCUUCACUACUUGUUACAUGCUGUGUCCUACUGUAUGCAAGUUGUUGUGGCAAUUAAGCAGAGUUAAAAAAAGUCUGUUUUCUCUGAGGUACACUAUCUCCCGCCAUCACUCCUGUCAAGUUUGUUUAACUGGGAACUAAAUCUGUGAAAACAAUGGGGAACAACUAUUCCCAUGAAAGUGUGUCCCUUAGUGAUUCAGGCAUCGGCACGUGCGGUCCCUCGCUCGCCGGCUGCUUACCCAGCAAUGCUGCGUGCUAUAAGCUACGCUACUGACAGCUCAAUGAACGAAUCACUUGAGGAAGUGAUUUGGUUCAGUACGUUCACUUAAAAGAUUCAGUUCUACUGAACAAAUCGUGAUAAAGUGACAUUCAAGGGACUUAAUAUUUGAGCUUGGUUAUCAAAGUUUUUAAUCAAUGAAAUAUUUUGUGUCAACUUGAUCAGGUCUAUAUUAAGUUACCUUGGCAUUAAGCAAGUAGGUAAGAGAAGACUGUGUACAAAUGUGUGUUUGAAAAUAUAAAGAUAUUCGCUGCACAGUAAGAAUCAGAAAAACAUUUUAGUUUCGAUGUUUCUGUGCCAGUCUUGUCUCAUCUGUGUUUCCAAUCUUUUUGCAUAUUAUAACACAUUUAAUGACAGCCCAUCACGUCAUAACAGUUAAAAUAUAUGCCUCUGCUUUGCCUUUUAGUGUGUCUGUCCAUGAAAGUAGAUAUUAUUUUACAGCCCUGCAGUGACUAACACCUGCAUGUCUUCAUCUUCUCCAUAAUUAGCGUUCACAGCUUCAGCUGGGCGAGACUAAACACCACCAUCCACCUCAUGUUGAGAUGAACUGACUGAGUUAAGCUAUCACACAGACGUCUGUGCCAGCUGCUGCUAUUCUUAGUCUCCAGCUGGAAAUUCAACACACUGCUGUCUCCGCUUCAGCGAGAAACACUGACCGACUUCUCUCUGUCUGACUCACUGACCAACAAGUGUCACAAGAUAUCCCUGCUGCCUGUUGUGUUACUAAGUCAACAGUUUACCACACCUCUGUAAAGAGCAUAAAAACACAAACAGAUACCAGAAAAUCCAAUGUUACGAUCCUGGAGUGUUUUAUUUUAUUGAGAGGUGCUUGUGAGAGACGUUAAAAAGGCAAACAGCAAAACUGGAAGUGAAACUGUUUGCAGUGAGCAAGUUUACAUAAGGCUUGUGAGCUUUUUAAUCAAGAUUUAUUGUUCUGUUAGAGAAGUUGGACAUGUUCUGUCAUGUCUAACAUACAGGAGUAGAUACGUACACUAAAUUUUACUGACCUGUCUUUACUUCUCUGUCUUUUUAGUCGCAGAACAGGCCACUAUGCAGUCCAGCAGAACCAAAACACACAGCAUGGAGACAAAUUUGGAUCUUCCUCAUCAGCCAAAUCUAUAAAAACCACCAUAACAGACCCAUCAUCGCAACCCAUCUCGAGUGCAGCUGCUUGCCCCAGGUCCCAGGCGUCCUCCAGCCCUAAACCGGGCUCCAGCCCCAGACAUAGUCCCAACUCCAAAUCCAGAGCCCGGCCUCCAUGUCAGCGCUACAACUCUCAGGUAAACUGUGAUUAACCAGGACAUUUACUGUUACUUUGUGAGGUUAAACUGUUAAAAAUUCACAUGGGGUUUGGUGUGCACGCCUAUAUAGACAAGCAGAUUGAACUGGAGUAUCCUGCUCUGAUGUCGGCUUAGAUUUUGAAUGUUUUCAUUCAUUUUUUCAAUUUCUUAUGAAGACGUGGGGUUUCAUGUUAUCUGAGAAGCAGAGCAGCCAGUUGUGACCACGUCCAGGACUUGUUCUGGCUGGUCUUGAAUUCUUUGCUUGUCUUUCUUGGCAUUUUUCAUCUAAUCUAAACACACAAAGAAGCUUUCAAAAAAAAGAAAAAAGCUUCAGGUAUGACUGUUUCCUGACUAAUAUGUUGUCGGGCGUCUUUUGCAGGACUCUCUGGACGAGCUGGAGAUGGACGACUACUGGAAGGAGGUGGAGAAUAUUACUCGCUCGGGUGGAGGAGCAGGGAGAGGCGAAGGUGGAGGAGAGGGAGACGUGCAAGAAGAAGAGCAGCAGAAAAUUCCUGAGGGUGAGAUACACGUUUAAGACGUAGUUUGCUUCUUUUAAAGUUGUAGGGGACCCUUUAGUGGUCGGUUUGUAUCUCAUACUAAUAGAAUAGAAUUCAACUUUAUUGUCAUUGCACAUGUCACAAGUACAGAGCAACGAAAUGCAGUUUGCAUCCAUCCAGAAGUGCUUAGCAAGUGUAAAUAUAUUUACUAUGAACAGAUUAUACAUAUGGUUAAUAAUAUGAAGGCUAUAAACAGACUAUAAAUGUAAUUAUAUGAUGGAAAAAUGAUGCAGUAGUGCAAUAUUGGAUGUAUUUACAGUAGUGCAAAUGAGGUUUAAUUAUAGAUAUAGAUAUAAAGUGCAGGUAACUUAGUGUAGCAGGUAUUAGUGUAGCGCUACAGUUGAUUUGUGUCUGUUUAUGAUCUUUUAGUUGAUUAUUGUUCCCCCUUUUUGUCUUCAUGGUGGUUUUUCAUGCAUUUUUUGGUUGCUGAAUUAACUUUUAGAUAUCAAACUUUCACCGUUUCAAAAAGGGUUGUGACUUUUUGGUGGCUUACAUGCAAAAAAUCAUUCCUGAAAAAGUUGGGAAUGCGAAAAGAAAUCUAAUUUUCUAAAUUUGCUGAAUUUCAAUAAACCAUCUUUUUGUGAGGCUGUUUCCUGUUUAUCUGCAUCUUUCUGCUCGCUCAGAUUUGAGUCCCCUCACAUAAGAGGUAGUCAGGUCUUGUGUAUAUAUCUGCGGGUCUUACUCAGUCUGUUUAUAAAGGCUAUUGUUCUUUCAAACAAACACAAUCUUCCUGUAUAAUAUGUGUGUACAGUUUGUCAGAGGUUACUCCUUUCCCUUUCCUGCAUCUAAAGAACAGCCCCGAGUGUCUUUUGGCAAGCUAAGUUGAUGCUUUACUCACUGAUUUAGAAAGAUCACCAUUUUUAAAAUGUGUCCUCUAAUUUCUUUUUCAGAGGGUGAACAGGAGGAGGCGUGGCUGACAGAGGCGGGGCUAGCAAGGCUGUUUGAUGAUUCAGUGGCAGCUGAUCAGGACCAGGUAUCAACCAUGUUAUUCAAAUAGACAGACCUGAGUCACGGCAGAACAGUUUCAUGUUCAGUUUCGUGUUUCAGUGUGUGUACGCUGCAUUAGUUCAUUUCAUUUCAUAGUUUAUUUCAUUCAGUUAACAUUUAAAACAUUCAAUACAAACAAGGAAAAAUGCCAAAUAUGUGAAUGAAAAAGGAGCAGAAAGAAGAAACUCAUUCGAUAACUGCACGAGGCUAUGGUAGCUGCAGUGCUCCAACAAGCCAAAUGAUUUUAAGUGUGCCUUAUAGUGCGAAAAAUACGGUAAUACUGCUGUAUGGAAACUGUUGAGUCGUGUUUGACCCUGAGUGUUUGACUGACAGGAGGAAGACAGCGCAGUGUUCCUGUCCACGCUCACCAGGACUCAGGCUGCGGCUGUGGAGCGGCGCGUGGCAUCACUGCAUCAGACGCUGCGAAGACGCAAUCGACAACACGUCCCUGAUGUCAGAGACAUAUUCAGACCCCCUGAAAAGGUCAGAAGAGGCUCACGCAGAACAUUAAAAAUCAGAUCAGAAUCAGAAUCAGAAAUACUUUAAUAAUCCCCAGGGGGAAAUUGCUUUUGUCACAGUACUCCAGUGCAAAUACAGUAAAAAGAGGAGAUAAAUAAUAGAUAAAAUAAGUAAAAAUAAGUACCAAAAAAAGAGAGAUAAAUAGAGACAAUAAAUAAAAAAAGAGAUAAUAUACAAUUAUAUACACUAUAUUCAUAACAAAUAGUAACUUUGUAUGCAUGAUACAUAACAAAUAGUAACUUUGUAUGCAUGAUACAUAACAAAUAGUAACUUUGUAUGCAUGAUACAUAACAAAUAGUAACUUUGUAUGCAUAUACAACAUAAAUAGAAUGCUUGGUAUCCAAAAAUCAGUUAAAUAAUUUCUCAUUGGAACACUUUAAGAUGGUAACACUUCAUUCAUCAAACUCAUAAAUCAGACAGCGAAUUAGAGCACCUCCAGGAUAAAGGUUAGCUUUGAAGUGUUUGGUAAAUAUUCUGCAGUCCUAGGUUUGUUUAUCGAGACGUUUCACUGCCCGUCACUGUGAGCUGUGAUUAUUAGAGGACUAAGAAGUCAUGACAAAGUCACUGAAGCUGAAUCGAUGCUGUUGAUCUUUCCGCUUUGAUGGCAGAAAAUAAAUCUCCCACCACAACACACAAGUUUGGCAUUUGCGGUAUUUAUAACCACAAAGGAAGUGGUAAAAACUGCUUACACCACUUCUGUUAUCAUCACAGUAAUCAGGAACAAGAGUUUACCAAAAUUCAACUCUGCUGCAAAAUCAAAACUCUCGUCUGAGGACAUUUUAAGUGCUUCUGCUUCUGUAAACCAUCCCAGUCAGCAGAAUGAACUCUUUUAUUGAAGGCGUUUACACUUAGUCCACUGAUUAACAUGAAGGAUAAUGAGUAACGUGAAGAAUGUAACGAGGAGGAGGUGGUCUGCGUGGAGUUUGUGACACAUUGAUCAUCCCGCCGUGUUGCCUAACAGCUCUGUGUGUCUGUGCCGCAGGAUGAAGAGCCCAUUAAACUCAAAAGGGGAAGCGUGAACGGACAGAAAGAUGUCGCUCCGGCUGGUAUGUGCGACACACACGCUCCUGCAGACUCACACACGCGUCCAGUAUGAGUCAGAAAGCUGAAAUGACGCCGAAAUAAACUUCUGCCUAACAACUUACCGGUGAAUCAUGACUGUAAAGGAGAGAGGUGAAGCAAUGUGACGCAGUGUGAAAACCUGCAGCAGCCUUUUUGUGCUCACAGGUGUUAUAAAAUCUGAUAAGGAACACAAGUGUAAAGAUAAUUGAAUGAACAUGUUAUUCUUUAAUUGGGUGCACUCUGGGUUAGGUGAAGACUUUAAACGUGAGCUCAUUUUCACAGAGAGGUAAUGUUUGAAAGAAAGCAGCCGGCCUGUCUGCUUCCAUGUAGGCUUGAAAGCUUCUUUCAACCGUCCGUCUCUGUGUUUAUAAAGCCGCACUUCACCUGCGUAAACACACUUCAACACUCGGCACUACUUGCGUGACUGUUUGUCUUGUUUCCUUUUUUUUUGUCCGCGCCUCAACAGAAACAGAGACCGAGCUGAAUGUUGAAGUGGCUUUUUCAGAGCAGGCGCUCACUUACAGGGACAUCCACCAAAGGUUAAAGGUCAACGCGGGCCCCAACUCACCCGACGACAAACUGCCGGUGAGUCACGCACAUUUAGACGAUGAAUACUUCCUCUAAAUAUAUCUAAAAAUAUUUGCUCUUUGCAUAUGUAAAGCCACUUUGCAUUGUUGUCUCUUGACGUGUUAAAACAGAGCUUGUAUUAGUUAAUUAUUGAUUAUCCCAGGUGAUCAUUGUGGGCGAAUGAUUACCACAGAUCACAGAUAUAGGAAUCUAACAACAGAAAUAGAAUAAUACUCCACACACAGUUGUUUUAUUUCUGCUCUAUAUGACCUCAAAUGACCCUAUUACCUCAUGAAGUCCUUUAUUAAAUCUCCAAAAGAAGAAAUUGCUUCGUUUAAUUCAAGUGUGGUCACAUUGUUUGAGUUGUUUUGUACACAAUUUGUCCUUAAUAUAAAAGUAGGAUGAAGUGUUUAAUGUACAUUAGAGAACAAACUACAUGUAGUUGGCUGGUUAAAUGGAUAAUAAACGGUUAAUUUGGACUUCCAUUGAGUUGCACAUCAGCAGAAAGCAUUGUUUGUGUUCUAAGUAGUGGUAUGUAGCACCAUCUGCUGGUUGAUGCCGGUAUAAUUAUGUGAUCAUAAAAUAAAUCUCUCACCUGCAGUUAGAGUAAAUUUAUAAAAGAGGAAGCAGAACUUGUUUUGUUACUUAAUUCUGGUUUAAAGUUCCCCCCACAGUCACUAACCUCGUCCUCUCUGUUUUCCUUCCUUUCAUUAGAACUUUAAGCUGCUCCGGGAUAAAACAGGUCAGACCAGAAUAGGAGAUCUGUCUCCUCUGGAUAUGAAAAAGGUAAUGCGGUUGCAUGGCAGUAUUUGUUUGUAUAAGCCAUGUUUGUUUUGUCCCUUUGAGGACAAACUGUUUUAUAACAGACAAGGAAGUUGGGUUCAGUUACCAGUAUAAUAUAAUUCAUACAAACACAAAUUUUACUGUAGUAGUAGUGUGUAGUUCACAUUGUUGUGCGUGUCUGUUGUUCUGUCAGGUGCGUAGAUUGGUUCUGGUGGAGAUGACGGCUCUGUUUGACACAGCUGGGAUCGACCCCAAGGCUCACAAAGCCGUCAAAAUCAAGACUAAAGGUAGAGCACACUGACACUGUAUCAACACAGACUCAUAGAGCUGAGGGAGCACCGAAGGUUAAAUUAGACUAAAAGUAAACACUCAGUGACGUUUACCAAGUCACACACAGACAGAGGAUGAGUAUUUGCCUGUACCGCCAGUUAUAAAAACAUCUUAAAAAUAGUUAAAGUGACAACAAAUAGCAUUCACAUUUCAUUUUCUGUCUGAAUAUAUUCACGUCAAACUCAAUAUUUGUGCUUGUGUGUGCAGAGAGCGGUCUUUUUGGUGUUCCCCUCACCACUUUACUGGAUCAGGACCAGAAGCGGGCUCCUGGAACCAAAGUGCCAGUCAUACUGCAGAGGGUGAGCAAGUCAGCCUGUCACCAGAGCAAAUGAUAAAUAUGAAUUUAACAACUGUAAUCCAUUUAACUUUCAUGUAUAAACCUCACCAUUGAUAGUAAUACAGUUCUGAAUGAAGCGUAUCCAACUGUACUUUUCUUUACAUAAACAUGAUCUCUGUUUUGUUUCCUUUUUCAGCUCAUUAGUCAUAUUGAGGGGGAGGGGCUAGAUACAGAGGGGCUGCUACGGAUCCCCGGAGCUGCAACUAGAGUCAAGGUUAGCCACAGAAUUACCAUCUUUAAAGACACGUUUUAAAUUUGUUCUGAAUGAUCAAAUUAACAUAUUAAAUCAGUGUGAAUUCUCAUUAUUAUUGCCUGAUAUUGUGAUGGUUACAUUGUCCCGAAUCAGUCGCUGUGCCAGGAUCUUGAGUCCUCUUUCUACGAUGGGAUGUUCCCAUGGCAACAGCUGAAGCAGCACGAUGCUGCUAGCCUUUUGAAGCUGUUCAUCAGGGAGUUACCCCAUCCAUUACUCACCGUGGAGUACCUCAACGCAUUUCUGGCCGUCAACAGUAUGUACAGCACCUGUUCAUGAAUUAUUCUGCUUAAUCUCUAGAUUAGCAGCAGCUUUAUGUCUUUACGAGGGAUAAACUUUACAUUAAGCGCUGUUCUCUUUUUCUAUGUGUGUCGACAGAGCUCCCCACAAAGAAGCAACAGCUGCAGGCUUUGAACCUGUUGAUCCUUUUGUUACCUGAGGCCAAUCGGGAUACUUUGAAGGUAGAUUCACACAAGAGCAGCUUCCAUCCUGACGAUUAAAAAAAUCCCUGUUGUUGCUUAUUUGAUUUGUGUUUCCUUCACAGGCUCUGGUUGAGUUCUUCCAGCGUGUGAUUGACCACCAGGCCAAAAAUAAAAUGACUCUCAACAAUGUCUCUGUUGUCAUGGCACCCAACAUCUUCAUGUUCAAAGGUUUCCGCUCCAAAGUUACGGAACAGCAGGAGUUCUCCAUGGCAACCAGUACUGCUAACAUCGUCCGGUUAUUGAUAAGAUACCAGAAUCUUCUAUGGACGGUGAGAAUAUAAAAGAAUGGCGUAUACACUCAUAUUUCAGUCAUAAAAACAGCUCUGUUUUGUCAUUGCCACCAUGCGUACUUACUAAGAAAAACAUCUAUAUUUAACCUUAGAGUGGGGAGGAUAGAACACUGUAAACUAACCAAGGCUUUUGUCCGUGUCCCUCCAGAUCCCCAAGUUCAUAGUGACCCAGGUCAGACAACAAAACAUGGAGAGUCAUAGGAAACAAAAUAAAGAGAGGGCUGUAAGGAAACUCUUGAAGAAGAUGACCACCGAGAAAACAUCCGAAAAAACCAUCCCUGAGGUAAGAGUUGUACUUUCAUUAGGAAAUAAAAGCACUCCUUAUAACCUUACCAAGUAAUUCAUUAAUGAAUAACUCUGGGUCCAAAAGAGGCGUUAUGAUUAUUAAGAUAAUACAGCUAAUACAUACAUAGCUGUGUUUACUAAAUACCUUUUUAUGAACCUACAAUUGUCAUGACGUACGCUGGAGAGAUUGGUAAACUAGUGACAUCUAGUGGUGGUGUUUGGGAAAUCUUUUCCCUCUCUUUAACUAGUUUAUUGCUCCAACUUGCAUGUGGAUGUUGAGAAUAAAAUAGAGGUUAGUCUGAUACUGAAUCAAACAGGAACAAGAUUUCUGCUGAGCCAUUGUUCCCCUGCAAAGUAAAGUUUGAUUUAACUUAAACUAUUUUAAAUGACAGAAAAUUGGAAAAAGAGAGAAGAUGGGUGUUGUGUUUUCUUAAUUUAAGUGAAAUUCAGCCACAGCCAAUGACCUGAGCGAAUAUGAUAAUGACUAUUCAUCUGGUAUCUUGAUUGUUGUUGUACUGCAGCUUUACAUCAUUGUAGGCCAUGAAAAGACCCGACAAAGAAUAAGAAUUGAAAUAAGAAUAUAUUGGAUUAAAAUCAGAAGAGCAGCAUUCAGUGUGAUCAAAUUUGUACCUUUGUGCAGUGUGCAACCAUUAAAGUCAAGUAUAAUGAUAAGGACAACUGUGCUGAAAAAAACGGCAAGUUAAAAAGAAGUGAUGUACAAUAAAAAAAAAAGAAAAAAAGCUAGACUAAAUAAGAGCAAAUAUCAGUUUGAGUAUCAAACAGUGUUUUUAUAUAUGCUGUACAGACAAGUACAAGUGGAAGUAACUAUGGCAACACUUGACCCUUCCUGUACAGCGACAUGCUCUGAGGUCAGACUGUUUGGAUCUUAUUAAACAAAAGAGGAUUUAGAGUCCACAUUCUCAUUGUCCGAAGUUUCCAUCUUAGCUGAGUGAUUGUGUGACGCCGACUGCGUUUUGACCUCGUUUCUUGUGACGUGUUUAUCGCCGUUUUUACAUUUUAUCGUCUCUGUGUUUACGACCAGGAGGGUUCACAGGGAUUCAUACGAGUCCAAGCUCCACAGUUCAGUAAAGUGUCCAUGGCAGUUCAGCUGACUGAAGAGUUACAGGCUGCAGAUGUGCUGGUGCGCUUUCUCAGCCAGGACAGGUAAUGAUUUUACAGCACAAUCAAACAAUACACUAAAAAUACAGUAUAUUACCAUAGCUAAACUGCUCUUCUUUUCUUAUCCCUCCAGUUCGGUGGCCGUGAGAAAAGAUGAUCUGUGUCUCUAUGAGAUUGGUGGAAAUAUCAGUAAGCUCUGCAGCAUCUGACAUACAUUAUUCAUAAUAUUUGGAUUUAGUUUCUCUGCCAAUAAACCAAUAUUUUAGCCAACCUGCCAAAACGUAACAACUUCUUCUCAGUUAUAAUAUUUUCAACUCUUCAUGUCUCCUUUCUCCUUUAGAGGAGAGAUGUCUCGAUGGAGAAACCUUCAUGAAGGACCUGUUCCACCUGAACCCGACAGCAGAGUGGGUCAUCAAAUCUGUUCACAAAUAA
Messenger RNA from Xyrichtys novacula (pearly razorfish), 17380 nucleotides. Lineage: Eukaryota; Metazoa; Chordata; Actinopteri; Labriformes; Labridae. The record is from the annotation of a GenBank genome assembly.